CAAUUUUUUGAGAGAGCCACUCAAGUUCCAAUUUAAGCAACUGAAGUCUAGUUGCAUAACGAGUGGGUAACGAGGUGCUUUUAGGGUUUAUCUCCAACUGUUUCUCCUUAAAAAAAAGCUCUUUUCGUGAGGUGCUUUUUUUUAGAGUUUGCAACCUUGGUCGUUUGCAUAUCGGGCGGAGCACUUGAAGGAGUUGGAGCUUCUUUCGCGCUCGUCGUUAUCCCCAUCCUUUGCAGCCGUCGCUGCAAACUUCCGCCCGACUUCUUCCGCACCAGUCACCACCGACUCCUUUUCUGCUUCUGCGAGGUAUCUUUGACUUCCAGCAUUUGGGCGUUUCCUUAUUAUUUGGUUAAGAUUUUGGAGGGCAGGAUGGAGGGGAAAGGGGAUAGCGUGAGGGAGGAGCGAGUGGUGGAGGCGAGAGCAAGAAAUAUCAGUCACAACGUCAGGUGCACUGAGUGUGGCAGUCAAUCCAUCGAAGACUCUCAAGCUGACAUUGCAAUUCUUCUCCGCAAGUUGAUUCGAGAUGAGAUUCGAGCGGGGAAAAGUGACAAAGAGAUCUUCAAAAAACUGGAGGACGAUUAUGGCGAGACAGUGCUUUAUGAACCAAAAUUUGAUCUUCAGACAGCGGCUUUGUGGCUAUCACCGAUCUUGUUACAGCUUAUUACUGCUGGUGCUGUUGGAGGUGUUUGGGCUUUCCAAAGACACAGGAAAAAGACCAAUGUGCACAUCAUGGCUUUGAAUCUCAUUAGGGGGGUCCCGCUAACACCUAAGGAGAGGGAGACCAUGCUUAAUAUCCUUACCCCACCCCCUUCACAACAUUCUCCCUUGUAUUGGUGGAAGAGAUUGAUUGGUCAUUGAACUCCAAGAAUAUGAUUCACAUUCUACCCUCCAGCCUGUUCAAAAUAUGUUUGCCUUUGGCUGUGUAAUUCACUAAUUUGAUGCAAUGGAGCAUAUACUCUUCUUUAAGUUGUCACCCUCUAAUGAGUAUUCAUGUUCUGUAAUUAUGCAAGGAUUACAGUUUGGAUAUGCAUUCACUUCUUGGAUAUGCGUUCUCUUCUUCACUGUCGCUAUCCUCUAGCUGAUCUAUAUACUUAAUACUCUGUAGUUGUUAUUGCCUAUUCUUUGGCCAGCUACUUUGUGCCUAUGUAAAUAAAUACUCUCUUCUUCCCAAACAGCUUACGCUUGGUUGAAAUAAAGGGUUUUGGAGAACUUAGGACCUGUUAUCUUGCCUGUAAAAAAUUGACUUGGUGCAGCCGCGCAGUCCGAAUAGUUUGUGUCCGACACUCCGGCUUGAUAUGGAUGAUAUGAUAAUGUCUUAUUUUCUUGACUGAAUUGUAAGUUUGUAACAUCCGGUUUGUACUUUGAAUUUUCGUGGUCAAGCUAGUAUGAGUGUUUCUGUUUGGUGUGAUCAAGCAAAAGGAAAAACAAGGCGAUGCGAAACUACCAUUGCCUACCUCACCAUAAAAAUGAGACAAUAAGGGGGCAUUUGUGAAGGCAUAAAGUAAUCAUUUUGCGUGCAAAGUGUAGGGAUGUAAAUAAUUUACACCGAUUGCUACGAUUAUGUAAUGUAAACUAUAGGGUACUAUUUUAAAACAUUUUACGUUAUACCAGGCAAAACACUUUACGUGG
Molecule: messenger RNA, 1629 nt
Organism: Cuscuta epithymum
Lineage: Eukaryota; Viridiplantae; Streptophyta; Magnoliopsida; Solanales; Convolvulaceae
Source: the annotation of a GenBank genome assembly